AUGGGGGGGAAACAGAGCACGGCGGGGCGGUCCCGCGGUGCUUUUCCCGGCGUUUCUACGGAUGACAGCGCGGUACCGCCGUCGGCCCACUUCGGCCACUACCGGUCGGGCGGCACCAUGGGCCUGCGGAGCCGCUCGGUGAGCUCCGUGGCCGCGAUGGCUAUCGAGCAAACACCCACGGUGCCCUUCGGCUUUUACACUCCGAGAGGCACGGACUCAGAUCGAGCCGGAGGAGGGUCAGGGGGCACUCCUGCCGCCUCUCACGGAACAGGCUAUCAGGACGGUGGCGGCGGACGGCAUCACGCAGACGGGGUGCUCUAUUUGGGGUCCCGGGGGUCGCUGGCUGACACCUUACCCCUGCACAUCGCUCCCCGCUGGUUCAGUGCUCACAGCGGAUUCAAGUGUCCUGUCUGCUCCAAAUCUGUGGCGUCGAGUGAAAUGGAAGUUCACUUCAUCAUGUGUCUGAGCAAGCCUCGACUGUCAUACAAUGAUGAUGUGUUGGCGAGGGAUGCUGGUGAGUGUGUGAUCUGUCUUGAAGAACUGCAGCAAGGAGACACUAUAGCCAGACUGCCGUGCCUCUGUAUCUACCACAAAAGCUGUAUAGACUCGUGGUUCGAGAUCAACCGGUCCUGCCCUGAACACCCGUCUGACUGA
Molecule: messenger RNA, 654 nt
Organism: Nerophis lumbriciformis (worm pipefish)
Lineage: Eukaryota; Metazoa; Chordata; Actinopteri; Syngnathiformes; Syngnathidae
Source: RefSeq, a predicted model, not a curated record